AUGUUUGCCUGUCUCUUUACUCAUCCUCUGGAUUUGGCAAAAGUCCGACUCCAGACGGCAAAGGUUCCUGGAGAUAGCUUGGUGUCUCUGGCAUUUAAGAUUAUAAGAAGAGAGGGCAUUCUUGCAGCAUAUGCGGGGUUAACUGCGUCGCUGCUAAGACAGGCGACAUAUUCAACGGCACGGUUUGGGGUUUAUGAGAAGCUGAAAAAAUUAAUGACAAGCCACUCUAGAGGUCAGCCAUCUACCUUUCAAUUACUGGCGGCAUCUAUGAUCGCUGGCGCUGUCGGUGGUGUCGUCGGAAACCCUGCGGACGUUGUUAAUAUUCGAAUGCAAAAUGAUAAUAGUCUCCCUGAAUCUCAAAGAAGACAUUACAAGCAUGCAUUGGACGGCCUACAAAAAAUAAUUAGAGAAGAAAACGUCACUGCGCUCUUUAGGGGGCUUGGUCCGAAUUUGGCUCGAGGCAUUCUUAUGACUGCUUCGCAAGUUGUUUCAUACGAUGUGGCCAAGAAAGUGCUCGUUGAAAAAUUGAGCAUGGACCCGAAAACUAAAGCAACUCACUUUUCUGCAUCAUUAAUUGCUGGAUUAGUAGCAACGACUGUCUGCUCACCAGCAGAUGUUCUAAAAACGAGAAUUAUGAACAGUUCAGGUACCGGUCAGAGCUCUUUCGAUAUUUUCAAGGACGCUGUAUCUAGAGAAGGUUUGAGAUUCAUGUUUAGAGGAUGGACUCCUGCAUUUAUUAGAUUAGGACCACAUACGAUCUUAACGUUCAUUGCUCUGGAAGAGUUGAGAAGGUUGAAGAUCGGUCUUUAA
Ogataea haglerorum is the source of this 810-nucleotide messenger RNA. RefSeq lists its product as uncharacterized. NCBI's taxonomy places the organism in Eukaryota, Fungi, Ascomycota, Pichiomycetes, Pichiales, Pichiaceae. Gene Ontology annotation, molecular function: sulfate transmembrane transporter activity; thiosulfate transmembrane transporter activity; oxaloacetate transmembrane transporter activity. The transcript has a single exon. Bases 1 to 810 code for a protein of 269 amino acids. The record is from RefSeq and is a predicted model, not a curated record. Gene Ontology annotation, biological process: thiosulfate transport; phosphate ion transmembrane transport; oxaloacetate transport.